Molecule: messenger RNA, 729 nt
Organism: Protopolystoma xenopodis
Lineage: Eukaryota; Metazoa; Platyhelminthes; Monogenea; Polystomatidea; Polystomatidae
Source: the annotation of a GenBank genome assembly
AUGAAUUUGGAGGAGUUGUCCGGCUAUCGGCAACUGCUGUUGGAUCAACUCCGCGGUAUGCAAGAGCGCACUGGUCCGGCCAGCCUGCAUGAGUUGCCUGGACCUUUGCUCGCCUCCCGACUGCCUGAUCUUCAUGCAAAUCAGCUUCUAUUGCGCGCCGCUCGACCAGCAGGAAUCGCCGCAGCUGCGGCCAAUCUUGUCCAACUCACUGCCCAUUUGCCCAAUGGUCUGGCCGAUUCUGGUCUCCCUGCGCCUUCUCAAGGAUCAGGAUCAGGAUCAGGCCAGCGGCGUAUCACUCCCGCCAUUUCAGCGUCUGCUGCAGGCAACACGGCAGUUGCAUCUGCGUCAACUUCGUCCAGCUCACCGUCUUCUGUAACAACAUCCAUGCAACCAGACGCGGCUGGAUCUCCCGUCUCUUUGGCUAGAUGGAUGACUUGUCUGCGUGUCGCUGUUCAGCACGAGUCACUAGGACUGACCACACUUUGUCUUUCUGGAGAGCCUAAGGGUACCCUUGCUAGUUUAUCACGACUUGCUCGUAUUUUGAAUUGUCUAGACUUUCAUCGAGACAUGACAAUUGUCUUUAAAGGCACGAUUUUACCGGUCUGUGAAUCGAAAAGUGAUUUAACUUCUCAGCUUCGUUGGUUAAUACAUUUACGCUUUUUUCUAGGUCUUGAGAUUACAUGUAGCUCUUUUAUAGGAGUUGUACUCAGCCUAUUUAGGUUAAGAUGA